Molecule: messenger RNA, 1978 nt
Organism: Rhineura floridana
Lineage: Eukaryota; Metazoa; Chordata; Lepidosauria; Squamata; Rhineuridae
Product: zona pellucida sperm-binding protein 3-like
Exons: 11
Coding region: 133-1716 (527 amino acids)
Biological process (GO): positive regulation of acrosome reaction; egg coat formation; binding of sperm to zona pellucida
Cellular component (GO): extracellular matrix
Molecular function (GO): acrosin binding
Source: RefSeq, a predicted model, not a curated record
AGGGGGGUAGGAAGAGAUGAUAAUUGGUGUUCUGUAAUCUAGGCUCAUAGAUAGGAAAAGGACAGAGUACGUAAAAAGACUGGUGCUGGUUAUUUUACUUUAUGGUAGUAUUGUAGAAGUAAAAUAAGCAGGAUGAGGUGCUUAAAAGGACUAGGAUGUUUGUUUGUAUGUUAUUUGAUUGAUAGUGUGGCUUGUGCUAAUCUCUGGGACUUUUCAAGACAUGUACCAGUAACUGAGCAGUUACAAAACAGAGCUACUGAUAACUCUUUGAGGCAAGCUGGUGCAUCAUCUCCUAGGCAGUUGAUAGUUAGCCCUUUGCAGUCUGUCACAGUGCAAUGCCAUGAAGCCAAAAUGGUGAUAGUGGUCCACAGAGAUCUGUUUGAGACUGGCCACUUGAUCGAAGCAGCUGAUCUUUACCUUGCCCCACAAGCCUGCCAUUAUACUUCUGUUAGUGCCUCUGACUUGGUUAUCUUUGAAGUGGAGUUUCAUGAGUGUGGCAGCAACUUGCAGACAACAGCAGACUCCCUGUUCUACCACACAUCUCUAUACUAUAACCCAGGCCCUGCAAGCAACCCAGUAAUUGUGAGGAACAGCCCAGUGGAGAUCCCAAUUGAGUGCCGCUAUCCUAGGAAAGAUAAUGUGAGCAGCGAUGGCAUCCAGCGCACUUGGUCUCCUUCUGCUUCGACAAAGUCUGUGGAAGGAAGGCUUCACUUUUCCUUGCGUCUGAUGACUGAUGACUGGAGUGCUGAGAGAGAGUCUACUCAAUACCAGCUGGGUGAUUAUCUUCAUAUCCAAGCAGAUAUUGACAGGGAAGGUCAUCUACCUCUCCGGCUAUUUGUUGAUAGCUGCGUGGCCUCACAAACACCAGAGAGAGAUUCCAUUCCACACUAUGCAAUCCUUGACUUCCAUGGAUGCUUGGUAGAUGGAAGAGCUCAUGAUGUAGCAUCAGUCUUCAGAAUUCCAAGACCUCAGCAGGAAACACUCCAAUUUACCAUAGAGACAUUCAGAUUUGCUGGGGACACAAGAAACUUGAUCUACAUAUCAUGCCAUCUGAAAGUCACUGCAGCUGACAAAGAACCAGAUCUCUUAAAUAAAGCUUGCUCAUUCAACAGCCAAAGAAAUAUUUGGCUACCAGUAGAAGGUUCCAAGGACAUCUGUAACUGCUGUGAGACUGGGAACUGUGGAUCAUCUACAGGAUGGCCCAGCACAAUCAACCUCAGCAAUCAUCAUACAUCAAGACAGAAACAAAUGCCUUCUGGGUCAGCUAUCAUUGACCUCUCAAAAGGGAAAGUUGAUGCUGACCUUGUGGUGGGGCCUCUCUUAAUCCUUGAUGCUCCUUGGGACCACCAGAAAGGAGAAGUAGGAACAAAAGAAACAAUGGUGGCCGAAGGUGAAUCCCAUGUGAUAGAAACUGAGUCCGAAUCUACUGUUGGACAUCAGUUUUUCCUCAAGGCAGAUGAACGACUAAGAUGGCUUCUAGACUCUGAUGAAACUGUGAUGACAACUACUGAUAACAGAUCACACAUAGUAUAUGACAAUGUUGCUGCCAAGCUAACUUCUGAUGCAGAGGGAAACUCAGGUGAACUAGCAGCACCUGUGGAGGUAGCCAAGAUGCCACUACAAGGUACUGCGUCAGAGAAGGGGACUGUCCUGGAGCGAAUCCAAAUGACAGGAGCUGGAAUUCUGAUGCUGGCCCUGUUUAGCUGCAUCUUCUAGAUGAUAACACUCAAUUGGCUUACAUAUUAAAAUUAAGUUUUUUUUCUUGUAGCCUAGCUUUGUGAAACUAGCGAACUGUGUAUGUAACAUUCUCUGCAUAAACAAAGGUUGAUCAUUGUCUUGAAGGGCUGAAGCACAAGUGACUACUAAAAUGAAAAAUAAUAUGUAUGUGGUACAUUAAUAGCAAUAACCCAGCAAUUAACAUAAUUGGGUCAAUUCAGUUUGAUUUGUCAAAUAAAUAAUGGGCUGAUAAACUGUAAAA